GCCGGUCGGCCGAGUUGCGUUCGGGUGCUAUCUCCACUCCUGCAGGGAAGAGCCCUCCGCGAGCGCGCGGAGUGGGUGCAGUCCCUUCGCUCUACCCUUGGGGUCCAAGCAGGAAUUUUUUCUUGGGUUGCCGGAUCUCUGGGAAGCCGUGUGUGCAAGCCCCGGGUGCAGUAUCUGCCAUCCAGUGCAAAAAUACACAAAACUCUAAAAUCACCGUGAGACCACAUACAGCAAACAUGAAUGAUAUUUCCCAAAAGGCUGAGAUUAAAGAAAUGCUUGCUUCUGAUGAUGAGGAAGAGGUAUCUUCGAAAGUAGAAAAGGCUUAUGUCCCAAAGCUAACAGGAACUGUUAAAGGUAGAUUUGCUGAAAUGGAGAAACAAAGACAAGAGGAACAAAGAAAGAGAACGGAGGAGGAACGAAGACGCAGAAUUGAGCAGGAUAUGUUAGAGAAGAGGAAGAUCCAACGUGAAUUAGCAAAAAGGGCUGAGCAGAUUGAGGACAUAAACAAUACGGGAACUGAAUCAGCACCAGAGGAAGGAGACGAUUCACUACUUGUAACAGUGGUACCUGUCAAAUCACACAAAAGUUCUGGAAAGAUGAAGAAUUUUGAGGAUCUAGAGAAAGAACGAGAAGAAAAAGAAAGGGUCAAACAUGAAGAAGAUAAAAGAAUAAGAUAUGAAGAACAACGGCGAUCUCUCAAGGAAGCAAAGAGUCUUUCAUUGGUCAUGGAUGAUGAACUAGAAAGUGAGGCAAAAAAAGAAUCUCUUUCUCCUGGAAAACUGAAACUAACUUUUGAAGAAUUGGAAAGACAAAGACAAGAAAACCGGAGGAGGCAAGCUGAAGAGGAAGCAAGACAACGUUUAGAAGAAGAGAAACGUGCUUUUGAAGAAGCAAGGCGGCAAAUGGUAAAUGAAGAGGAGGAAAACCAAGACACAGAAAAAAUUUUAAAAGGGUACCGCCCUGGUAAACUCAAACUCAGUUUUGAAGAAAUAGAAAGACAAAGGAGAGAAGAUGAAAAAAGGAAGGCAGAAGAAGAAGCCAGGAGGAGAAUAGAGGAAGAAAAGAAGGCAUUUGCUGAAGCAAGGAGAAGCAUGGUAGUAGAUGAUGACUUCCCAGAGAUGUAUAAAACAAUUUCUCAAGAAUCUCUUACACCGGGAAAACUGGAAAUUAAUUUUGAAGAAUUACUAAAACAAAAAAUGGAAGAAGAAAAACGACGAACAGAGGAGGAAAGGAAGCAUAAGCUAGAGAUGGAAAAACAGGAAUUUGAACAACUGAGACAAGAAAUGGGAGAGGAAGAGGAAGAACAUGAAACCUUUGAAUUGAGUAGGGAAUAUGAAGAAUUAAUCAAAUUGAAAAGAAGUGGCUCUAUUCAAGCCAAAAAUCUAAAAAGCAAGUUUGAAAAGAUUGGACAAUUGUCUGAAAAAGAAAUACAGAAAAAAAUAGAAGAAGAACGAGCAAGAAGGAGAGCAAUUGACCUCGAAAUUAAAGAGCGAGAAGCAGAAAACUUUCAUGAGGAAGAAGAUGUCGAUGUCAAGCCUGCAAAAAAAAGUGAGGCCCCAUUUACUCAUAAAGUGAACAUGAAAGCUAGAUUUGAACAAAUGGCUAAGGCAAGAGAAGAAGAAGAACAAAGAAGAAUUGAAGAGCAAAAGUUACUACGGAUGCAGUUUGAACAAAAGGAAAUUGAUGCGGCACUACAAAAGAAAAGAGAAGAGGAGGAGGAAGAAGAGGGUGGUAGCAUCAUGAAUGGCUCUACUGUUGAAGAUGAGGAGCAAACGAGAUCAGGAGCUCCGUGGUUCAAGAAGCCUCUAAAAAACACAUCGGUUGUAGACAGUGAGCCAGUUAGAUUUACUGUUAAAGUAACAGGAGAACCCAAACCGGAAAUUACAUGGUGGUUUGAGGGAGAAAUACUGCAGGAUGGAGAAGACUACCAAUAUAUUGAAAGAGGAGAAACUUACUGUCUUUAUUUACCAGAAACUUUCCCAGAAGAUGAAGGAGAGUAUAUGUGUAAAGCAGUCAACAACAAAGGCUCUGCAGCUAGUACCUGUAUUCUUACAAUUGAAAGUAAGAAUUAAUCACUUAAUCUAGAACUUUUAUUCUAUUUAAAUUUUUUUCCUUUAAAAAAAAAAUCACUUUUCUUCUUCUCUUUUUUAGCUGACGACUACUAGCUCCCCUUCCCUCUCCCUGGAACUUUCUCCCCCCCCUCCACCCCCGACUUUCUUACUACACCCAUGUUUUCUGUGGCGGGGCCAAAACGGAAACCAGAAGUGCCACUAUGUUGACUUUUUAUUCCUUUUCAUAACAGUCUUCAAAACACAAGCUCAUCUAAGGAAUAACUUCUUCCUUUCCAAAUGAUCACCAGAUUCAUCGCCAUAUUAUGCAGAAGUUAAGGUGUAUCUAAUGGGGUAAAGUGGAAAAUUUACUCAAUUAUUAAAAUACAUUAUUUUGCAUGAAAGAAUGUCAUUUAUGAGCUAUUUUCACCUAAAAUUAGUCCAAGAUAGUAAAGACUUAAUGAAUUUGGAACCUAUCAAUUUGAGUUUUCCUUAAUACAUCAUUUUCCUUGUAGCUUCAAAGUCUUUCUGAAGCAGAGAGGGGAAAGGGGUGCCAAUUCCUUUCAAGGGAAAGGGGGAGCAUGGAGAACAAAAGGAGGACUUUAAAAACAAUUGCCAGAGAAAAUUUAAUGGAAACCACUGCCUACAGAGUUCUGAAUGUUGAGAAUAUUAACAUGUACUUUUCAAAUGUGUGUAAUACAUAUUCAAGCUUAUAAAGCAAAUUUAUGUUGUGACCUUGCCUGAACAAAUUAUCUUUUAGUGAGAAAACUUUGUAUCAGUAGUUUAUGCAGGAGAAAACACUUUUAACAUAAUGAACGAUUUUAAGAUCUAAGGAAAAAAAUGGCACAAUCUUCAAUUUUAAAAUCUGGUCUUCAAGUUUGUAAAUAAUUAACUACCAUGUUCUAGUACCAAGUUGUUUUAUAUUUUAGUUUUCUGGAAGACAAUUUUACAAUGUAAACUCAAUAAAGUAACUUCUGUAUUAAAAAAUAAAGUCAAUAUUUUAGAAAAGAAAAACACUCCUUUAUAAUAUUGAUCAAUGUACAUUUAUUUUUUUUAUUGAGGAAACCAUAAUCAAUACAAAAUUACAGCAAUCAUGUGCCCUUUUACAUACAAUGUCAUUAAAGCAAACUCUAAACCACAGUUUGUAAAGUAUUCAAUUUACCUCAAGUCCAAGCUGCAUCUCCCUAAGACACUGUUCCCAUCACAGUAGCCAUUUUAAGCCAAUCUUCUUUUUACACACGGGUAGUUUCUGUAGAGAACACUUUUCUCAGGACGAAAAUGCAUCGAGCAUGCAUAAGAAAAAAUAUAUAUAUAUAUGCGCAAAUACAUUUAAGAGUUUCUAUAGGGCUAUCAUUGAAGAAAAUAAAACCUUCGGAUUUGCUUCUUAAAAGCACCAAUUUAAAAAAAUCCCUCAAAUUUAUACUGUGGCAAGAAAACUCAAGUGACUAAACAAAAAAUGUUAUUUUCAGAGUCAAAAUUAUCUUUAGUAUUGUUAAAAUACAUUUUAAAAUGAGGCAGAAUUUUCAGAAAAUAAAAAGACAUCCUCAUUGAUCAUUUCUACAUCCUUAUUCUAGACAACAGAUGUUUGCAGAUAGAGCUGGUUCUCCUGGCAGAGUAUUCAAACAAAUGUUAUCACUUCUGCAUAUAUUCCUAUUUCCCUCUUAAGGUACUCUGCUACUCCUACCCAAACCCACCCUUAUGAAUUAACUACCAAGGUAUUUGUCUAAGGAAAUAUUUUAUGUUUAUAAACAACUAGUAUCAAAUCACUAGUUUUAGUAUUAAAACCAUUUUCAUUAGUUAAAAAUAAAAGUAUACUUUUCAUUUCUAAAAGAAACAUCAAACCAUAAGAAUUCUACAUAACACCACACUAAAAUAUCUUUAAAAAAUGAAACAUUGUCAAGUUUUUAAGUGCUAAAUAAAAUAAAUCAGUUCAAUUUCAAUCUAAACAUUGUUUCUACCACUCCUAACAUCCAUUGCAUUCAAGUCAACUGGCUCACCUUUUCCGCUUUCCAUUUAUUUCAAGGUUAAGAUUAGCGCCAUUUAAAAAAAUGCAGUAUCAGUGAAGGCUUAUGGUAAUGAAUAAAAAAAACUCUUGAUAUAGAAACAAUGCCCCAAUUAUCUAUUAGCAUUCAUCUAUAUUUUAUAAAAAUGCAAACUACAACUAACCAAAACUUGACAGGCUCUUAAGGUUCAAAGAGCUCCUUUGUAUUAUCAGUCUUAACAUACCUAUCAUUGACUAUUAAAAUAAUACAUACACACACAUAAAUGUGGUGCAGUAACUAUAUAACUUACAAAAUUUAACAGUUCAUGGAACAUUUAAGAUCAAGCGAAUAGCACUUUAAAAUGAAAAGUGAUCAAAAGCAGGUACAUUACACCCUAUACCAUAUUAUGUAUGGGAAUACAUUUCAUAUUUCUCAAUUAUGAUUUGCCAAUUUUACCUUCUACAUUGAGCCCUUCUAUGGUCCAUGCUCAUCGGCUCACCAAUGGCAUACACUCAAAGGAUUCCUCUUUAUGGGUAACUAUCUCAGGACCUGAUUUUAUGAGCUAUGAUUUGGUGCUUGCAGCAUCUUCAGCACUGUGUGUGAAAAUGAAGGCAGUAUUUUUGAAUAUUUUUCUUUGUUGUAGAGAUAAGCAGGAGUUUUUAAAAGGAUCAGCACAUUUUAGAAAUUGAAUAAACAAAACUGAUAUGAUGCUGCUUUAAUACAUUCAUCUUAACUCAAAAUAUGUACCAGUUAAAAUCAUCUAUAAGAACACAAACAUUUUAAACUGGCAAAAAAAAUAAAUGCAGCGUCAGUUAUUUAAGUAUUAUAAAUCAGAAAAAUACUGGUUGCUAUACAGAUUAUGAAAGGUUAUUUGCUAUACAGUUAACAUUUCACUGAUGCACAUGCCUUAUCAAAAACAUACUGCCAGUAUUCCUUAUAAUUUUUUCCUUUUUCAGUGUAUAUAAAGAUUAUGAAAACUGAAUUGUCUAAAAAAAAAAAGUCAUAAUAAAACUCUGACCCAUAAUGUCCUUACUGAAUUAUUAUACUUCAAGAAUGAGAAAAAAAUAAAGACUCCAUAGCUUUGGAGGGCAAAGAAAAUGUCCUGUCAAUCAUAAAGAGAUUGUGAAGGCUGUUGAAGUUUCUAACCAAGUGAUUUCCUAAAUCUAGAAAACUGUAAUUGCCCUUUCUUAAUUUUAACAAUCCCUCUAUAGUUGGGAAAAGAUUACAAAAAGUUUGGAUGUAGUUCAAUUAUAGCAGCAAUCUACUCAUCAUUUUUUUGUUUUCAUAAAAAAACAAAAAAACAAAAAAACAAAAAAACAAAAACCAUUACCCAGAAAUGUAAACAGUUGUUUGAACAACUUACAGACUUUCCACUGAAAUGGUAGCAUAAAUAACAAAAUACAUUUUGGGGAAGCAGUAGCAGAUUGCUUUUGAAUUACACAACCACAAAAACCUCACAGGGACAACAUUAAUGUACUGAAAUAUUUAUUUAUAUAUGUCCUUAGGUUGUGCUUACCUGUUGCUUUUUGCAGCAGAACCUAAGGUGGAAGGUCUGGGAAGGCACUGUGAAGUAUAAAUAAUUGCACUGUUUGCAAUUAAUAAAGAUUUUAAACCUUAAAUGAAUCAAAAUCAACAGCCUCCAAUUUGUGAGUUAUGAUACUGAAUCCAACUGAACUAUUUCUUCAGUUUAAUUAAUAAAUGCACCACUUUCCUAAAAGGUCAUCUAUAAAACAGUAUCAUGCAAAAUACUGAAAUUGUUCAUGUCAAUAACCCUACUCUUAAAGAUAACACAUAACUAACUCCUUAUUAAACUUGAAAACUAGAACUAUAUAUCCAUAUCUAAAUAAGGGCAAGGGAAGUCACUCCAGGUUCUAUAAAACAAUCAAAAACAUUUCAAAAUAUCUAUAAUGAACUGAACUGCUAUUUUCUACCCUGUAAGUAAUCUCAACAUUUAUGUCCUUGUACAUCUCCCUUUAUAUUCAGAACAACUGGUGCUCCCCACCAAUGAAAGAACUAAUAUAUAUUUAUGAAAUGGUGUUAAACUGCUACAUUGCUUAAUAUUUGCAAACUGAAAACCACUUCUGUCUGAUACAUUUCAAGUCUUUCAUAUUAAUAUAGAAGAUAUGCAUACGGUACACUGAAAAACAAUAUAUUUUAGGAGCACCAAUGAGUAAUACUAUUCAAUUUUAAUGAUCAGUUUUCUUUAGCUAUAGCUAAAGCAUAUCAAAAAUACUUACCCAUUAAGCUCACUUAAAAAAAAAAUACAGACCUAUGUAUUAUUCUAUGUUAAAUUAAGAAGCAGUUAUGGUUUUCCAAGAUAUCAGCACUGUAUUCCAACAUAAUAUUCACACAAAGUAUGGCAUUUACAUUAUGUGGAACAUUGACAAAAAGAUACUGUUGCAGUUCAUCAAUUUGUCAUUCUGAUGUACUUACAGUGCAAUGCUCCUUGAAGGAACACAAUCAAGGAUGAUACACAGCACAGUCCUCCUCACCCCUACAGAGCUAGUUCUAUACUGGCUGGAUCAAACCUGCACUUCAACAGACAAUGGCAAGACAGACUGUAUUUGCAUGUAGUCUAAUAUAUUAAUAUGCAAAGAGCCAACAAAUAUGCAAAGAGUAAACAAUGGAUUUCAACAAAAUAUCAGAACUUCAGCAUGAGUGUUAUAGAGUAAUAAAGUGAUUUCAAGUACAUAAAAAAUUUAAGUUGAUUCAAUGAUUGGACUUGUGCAUUUACAGAACAAAGCUUAUCUAUACUGCAAAAAGAAAAAAAAAAAGAAAGAAAAAAGCUUGAACAUUUCCAUACCCCAAUAAUGUUUCAAUGGUAGAUGCACUGUAGCUAUACUUUUUGCAUACUAUUCACUUUUCUACCCUAAAUUUAAAAAGAAACACACUAAUAUUGUAUACAUUGAAAGUUUCUUUACAUGAAAAACUUCUUAAUCAACUACUCAUAUUCACUAUCCGAAAACUGUUUAAAAUUAGUUAUGCUGAAACAGUCUUGGAAAUCAAGUAAUUAUUAAAUUAAGAACAGAAAGGUUAACUGUUAUAGCAGCAGUACAGAUCUGAAACAGUGGUCAUGUAUAAAAGGAAAUUUCACUGUUAAUGCAAUGGAAGUAUGCCAAAAGAUCAUUGUACACACAUGCAGGUUUUAAUCAAACAGAAGGAAAAAAAAAUGAAGAUAUCAGGAUUACUUGUGCUGAAACAGCCAAAUACAAUAAAUGGAAAAGAUCCUCCAAUCUACUACUAUACUGCAAGGGGGAAAAAACAUGCCAGUGUUUAAAAACUCAAUUAAUAUUUCAUGGGGAAAGCUUAUAUAUUUGUGUAUAUGUAUCUUAAUUUAUCAUUGCUAAGAAAUUAUGAAUCCUUUAAAUACCCACAUAUCCAACUUACCGACACAGGAGGUUUCAUAUCAUUUAUUGUAAAGCACAAAACAGGCAUUUUAAAAGUGAAAGUAUACAUUGAAAAAGUACAUUUAUAUCACAAAGCAUUGACCACAUAAUAGUUGCAAAUACAUUUGCUGGAAUGUGUACAUCUACACUAAAUACUAAAAACAAACCAAUUUUCAUUUCUACACAGAAAUAUUAACCUCCUAUCAGUAGUGAUAGAUAUUUUGUACAUUUUCAAAAAAAAAAAAAACACUAUUUUAAACCAAAAACAAAU
Zalophus californianus (California sea lion) is the source of this 7687-nucleotide messenger RNA. RefSeq names its product nexilin F-actin binding protein (gene NEXN). Gene Ontology annotation, biological process: mitochondrial fusion. The record is from RefSeq and is a predicted model, not a curated record. The transcript is spliced from 13 exons. Bases 237 to 2072 code for a protein of 611 amino acids. Lineage: Eukaryota; Metazoa; Chordata; Mammalia; Carnivora; Otariidae.